GUGAGAAAGAGAUAGAGAGUAGUAGGCUUGUUGAUUGUUAAAGUUUGUUUUAUUUCGAUUUAUAUAAUAACAAUAGUAUAAUGCCCCGAAAUGUGAAUGCUGAAAGGGACAAUCCUUGUCUAAAGGAACAAGAGCUGUCUUUUAAAUGUCUCCACAAAAACAACUUUGACCGGGACAAAUGCGAAGUUUAUUUUGUAAAUUAUAACAACUGCAAGGAGUUUUGGAAUAAAGUACGCAGCGAUCGUCGCGCCAAAGGAAUCGUACCAUAUCUGCCACCAGUUGAAGAGCGAGCAGAGAUCAAGGCGGAAUAUAUGAAAAAUAAACCACCACGAAGCUAAAUAUGUAUAUUGUUUAA
Molecule: messenger RNA, 355 nt
Organism: Drosophila busckii
Lineage: Eukaryota; Metazoa; Arthropoda; Insecta; Diptera; Drosophilidae
Product: coiled-coil-helix-coiled-coil-helix domain-containing protein 7
Exons: 3
Coding region: 81-338 (85 amino acids)
Source: RefSeq, a predicted model, not a curated record